AUGGAGCGCGGCAGCGGCUUCGGCGCGGGAUCCCGGGCGGAGGGGACUACGCGGGGCUCCCCUCUCUCCGGGAAGAUGGCCGAGCCGGGCGCAGUGCGAACCUCGCCACCCAACCACCGGUCUCCAGGCAUGGAUGGAUUUUUAAAAUCAGAUGAGAGACAAAGAUUGGCCAAAGAAAGACGAGAAGAAAGAGAUAAAUGUCUGGCUGCCCGGGAACAGCAGAUCCUGGAGAAAGAGAAAAGAGCCAAGCUCCAAUACGAAAAGCAAAUGGAGGAGCGAUGGCGCAAACUGGAAGAGCAGCGGCAACGGGAGGACCAGAAGAGGGCAGCUGUGGAAGAGAAGAGGAGGCAGAAGCUGCGGGAGGAGGAGGAGCGGCUGGAGGCGAUGAUGCGCAGGUCCAUGGAGCGCACACAGCAGCUGGAGCUGAAGAAGAGGUAUUCGUGGGGAGCACCACUGGCCACAGCACCCGGAGGACGUGAUGCAUGUGACAAACUUUCAACAUCAACCAUGAAUUUGCCAAAGCAGACGGAGCCUCCCAUGAGUAAACGCCUGUCUUCAUCCACCGUGGCAAUAUCCUAUUCCCCAGACCGAGCUCAUCGCACGCACCAUAGUCCCAUGGAUUUUCUUGUUAUGCGACUGUUGACACCCACACAGGCUUCUUUAGCCAGAAGCAGAAGUACACUUAUGCUCUCUGAGCAGGCCAGUGACUCAGUAUCUCAUACCCGUCCUCGUAUAGCUCCUGCUGGCGCUCUUAAAUCUUCUUACAAGUCUUCUCCCACUCGAAACACUGAGCGGAAGAAGGCUACGUCUGCAUCUGGCGUAGGAGAUUCUGGAAGAGGAUCCCCUGCAGGAGCAGAGGCCUCUCCGGUAGAGAAGAUGAAGAGGGGGCAGCGAAUGACAACUUCCUCCCCCACUGGGAGCCUCGGAUCCCCUCUGAGAAGAUGCGAGUUUCCUGGAGGUGCUUCUAAGAGGUCAUCUUCUCCUGUGAUAACCAAGACAACUUCGAAAGCGUUUUCACAGUCUCCAAAGAUGACAAAGCCACCAUACGCAGGAUCUCCUGUGAAGUACCGUGGUCCUACCCUUCCUGGCCAAGAAACACCCAAGAAGAAGGCAGAGAAAGAGAAGAGCAACAAGGAAAGGGAAGGUGCCUUGGUGCAGCAAGCCGCCGGGCCCCUCUGGGAGGAGGCCCCAGAGAAGCAUGUGGUGGACAAGCAUGCCAGUGAGAAGCACAGCCCCGCAGGAGGGAAGGCCGAGAGUGGUGCAGCCUUGGGGAAGCCCACCGCAGGCACGACUGAUGCAGGAGAGGCUACAAAGAUCCUGGCUGAAAAGAGGAGACGGGCCCGGCUGCAGAAGGAGCAGGAGGAGCAAGAAGAACGAAUCAGGCUGCAGAGAGAGGAAUUAAAAAGAAAGGCAGAGGAAGAAAGGCUUCGCCUAGAAGAAGAAGCAGCCCGUAAGCAGGAAGAGGAAAAGAAGCGGCAGGAAGAGGAAAAGAAGCGCCAGGAAGAGGAAGAGAAAAGAAAGGCAGGCGAGGAGGCCAAGCGAAAGGCUGAGGAGGAGCUACUAUUGAAAGAAAAGCAAGAACAAGAAAAGCAAGAACAAGAAAAGCAAGAAAAAGCCAUGAUUGAAAAGCAGAAGGAAGCAUCAGAAACAAAGGCCCGGGAGGCAGCUAAACAGAUGCGUCUAGAAAGAGAACAGAUCAUGCUGCAGAUUGAGCAGGAGCGGCUGGAGAGGAAGAAGAGAAUAGAUGAAAUCAUGAAGAGAACAAGGAAGAGUGAUGUGUCUCCAGAAGUGAAGAAAGAGGACCCCAAAGUGGGGAUUCAGCCUACUGUGUGUGUGGAAAAUAAGACGAAACCUGUUGUCCCCAACAAAAUAGAAAUCAAUGGAUUGAACACCUGCCAGGAAGUUAAUGAUGUGGGGCGUAGUGCCCCAGAAACUGUUCCCCAAGACAUUUUCUCUAAUGGGCUUAAACCAGUUGGGGGACUUGUUCAUCUGGAUGCCCUUGAUGGGAAAUCAAACAGUCUGGAUGAUUCAACUGAAGACGUUCAAUCUAUGGAUGUGAGUCCUGUUUCAAAAGAAGAGCUUAUUUCCAUCCCAGAAUUUUCACCAGUGAGUGAAAUGAUUCCUGGAGUGUCUCUGGACCAAAAUGGAACUGGUAAUGCCCGAGCACUUCAAGAUAUCUUAGAUUUCACUGGUCCCCCUACAUUCCCCAAGAAAUCCAGUGAAAAUCUCAGCCUGGAUGACUGUAACAAAAACCUUAUCGAAGGAUUUAACAGUCCUGGCCAAGAAACUACUCUGAACACCUUCUGUUGA
This is a messenger RNA of Otolemur garnettii (small-eared galago), 2310 nucleotides long. It is a transcript of the gene MAP7D2, whose product is annotated as MAP7 domain containing 2. Gene Ontology annotation, cellular component: microtubule cytoskeleton. Gene Ontology annotation, biological process: microtubule cytoskeleton organization. The transcript is spliced from 16 exons. The coding region runs from base 1 to 2310 and encodes 769 amino acids. The record is from RefSeq and is a predicted model, not a curated record. Lineage: Eukaryota; Metazoa; Chordata; Mammalia; Primates; Galagidae.